Molecule: messenger RNA, 1595 nt
Organism: Topomyia yanbarensis
Lineage: Eukaryota; Metazoa; Arthropoda; Insecta; Diptera; Culicidae
Product: fatty acid hydroxylase domain-containing protein 2-like
Exons: 3
Coding region: 353-1231 (292 amino acids)
Biological process (GO): sterol biosynthetic process
Molecular function (GO): C-4 methylsterol oxidase activity; iron ion binding
Source: RefSeq, a predicted model, not a curated record
GAUUCAACGAAGCCGCCACUUUUAUAACCACACAAAUGCAAGAUGUGCUACGCGUCGCUAGCAACGUACCACCUGUGUUGCCGAAAAAAAAACUCCCAAACCGACUUGAGUUAGAACCCAAGAUUUCGCACGUUGGCUUCAGUAGCACGCGGACAACCGGCGGCUCGCAACGCUUUUCCAAAUCGAUCUCGCGGUGAUUGGUGCGCGAAGUGAAGUGAAGAGAUUUUUUGGCAGAAUUGAUCAGUGCAAAGCAAAGUGUUGUACAAUAAUUUAACUGUGCAACCAUUGAAUAGUGAAGUGAUCUGUGUUUUCUAGCGGUGAAAGAGACGCGAAGAAAGUGAAUUGGGCGAAAAUGUUGGAUCCAUUUGCAAACGUAUCGAUAGGGGCGCUGCGAGACGCCAAUACCAGCUCCUUCUUCAGCGACAAGUGGAAUGCCUUUCUCGAUGUGAUUGGUGACGACCCAGCAACUGUUUACAUUUGGUUCCUGACGGCAUGGACAUAUGGUCUCUUCUGGAUCAUUGGGGGCAUGUUUGUCUUCAUGGAUGUCACCAACAAACCUGCUUGCAUGCGAAAAUACAAAAACCAACCCGGCACACAUGAACCACUAGAGUGGAACAAACUCAAGUCGCUGUUGAAAACCGUCAUAAUCAACCAGGUGGUUUUUGGAAUUCCAACGUCCUACUUUUCUUAUUACACAAUGAGGGCGCUGGUUCAGACCAUGCCGGAUGUUCGAGUAUUGCCUUCGAUCGAAAUCAUUCUACGCGAUAUGGUAGUGUGCAUCGUGACGUGGGAAAUCACCUUCUACUACAGCCAUCGGUUGCUUCAUGCCGGCCCUUUGUACAAGCACAUCCACAAAAAACACCACGAGUGGUCGGCGCCGAUCGCCUGGGCUGCCAAGUAUGCCCAUCCGUUCGAGUUUAUCUUCAGUGACCUGCUGCCGGUUUACGCCGGUCCCGCUCUCAUGGUGAGCCAUCCCGUAACGGUGGCCAUUUGGUUCGUGUUUGUCAUGAUGGACACGCUGGUGGAUCACUCCGGCUAUCAUCUUCCGGUGCUGGGAAGCUCUGAACAGCAUGAUUAUCAUCAUUUGAAAUUCAACCAAUGCUACGGACUCUUCGGCUGGUGGGACACCCUUCACGGCACAAACGAAGAGUUCCGCAAGAAAAAACAAUUCAAGCGCAACAAGAGAAUCUUCUCCCUGAAAUCCGCCCGCGAGCUGAUUCCGGACGAGUAAGAAAUCAAGUGGGUGUUUUGUUGUCUCUAAAGACACUCGAAGGAAACUUUUGUGGACGUACAAUGAACGGUAGUCACGUUUUGGUGGACUUUUUGUUGCUCAAACUAUACAACAGUACGGAGGAUGACAGCGCAAGUGGCGAUAAAUGUGUAACGAGUAAACAGUGUGGAAUCUAAUUUAUACAUUAGUUACUAGUCUAAGCUCUACAGGAUAAAUUUCAUUGCGAAGAUGUGAUCGAUUUCAGUUGAAUCUGGAAAAUAAUGUAUAUGGCAAUGAAAUCUCAUUACCAAUCCGCAGAUCUGGCAUGUGCUUGGGUAAUACAAUAAAUGAAUAGGUUAAUUACACGGAACCGUGUACAACAGUU